Molecule: messenger RNA, 1379 nt
Organism: Chara braunii
Lineage: Eukaryota; Viridiplantae; Streptophyta; Charophyceae; Charales; Characeae
Source: the annotation of a GenBank genome assembly
GGAGGCGGACAGAAGGUUGGAGCUGCCUGAGGGAAGGUGGGCGCGCACCGUUUUUUUCUGUUUUUCUUUUAAAAGGCGGGCAGAGGGAUAGUGGAUGUGCGGGCAGUGGAACGGAGGCCAGAGCGGAGGUGAGCGAACGUGGAGGAAAGGGCAGAGGGAUGGCGGAUGUGCGGGCAGCGGAACGGAGGCCAGAGCGGAGGUGAGCAAAGGUGGAGGAAAAGUGGGCGAAGGCGGAGAGGAGAUGGCAGGAGGAGGCGGACGGGAGGUGGCGGAGGCAGAAACGAUUUGGCGGGAGGUGAUGGCGGGAGGAGGCGGAGGUGAGCGAAGGUGGAGGAAAGGGCAAAGGGAUGGCGGAUGUACGGGCAGUGGAGCGGAGGCCAAAGCGGAGGUGAGCGAAGGUGGAGGAAAAGUGGGCGGAGGCGGAGAGGAGAUGGCGGGAGGAGGCGGACGGGAGGUGGCGGAGGCAGAAAGGAUUUGGCGGGAGGUGAUGGCGGGAGGAGGCGGAGGAGAUGGCGUGAGGAGGCGGAUAGGAGGUGGUGAAAGCGGAGAGGAGAUGGCGGGAGGAGAUGGAGGGAGGAGAUGGUGGGAGGAGAUGGCAGGAGGAGGCGGAUGGGAGGUGGUGGAGGUGGAGAAGAAUAACGGGAGGAGGCGGACGGGAUGUGGCGAAGGCCCAGAGGCGAUGGUGGGAGGAGGCGGAAGGGAGAUGAUGGAGGUGGAGGAGAAGUGGCGGAGGCGGGGGAGGAAAGAGAGAGAGGAGCUGGCAGGGGGAGGCAGACGGGAGUCAGAUGCGUAUUCUCCUCCUGAAGUGUUGCGAUGGUAUGGUGCAUGGUUUUUACUGUGCAGAGGCUUCCGCAAUAUGUGUUCACACACAUCAUCACACACACACACAGGGGAUAGGGAGGCAGAGGCAGAGUGGAGUUGGUGGGACAGAUGGCGGAAGGAGAUGGCGGGAGGCGGCGGAUGGGAGGUGGCGGAGACCGAGGCGGAGGAGAAGUGGCAGAGGUGGGGGGAGUAAGAAGAGAGAGGAGAUUGCGGGGGGAGGCAGAGGGGAGGUGGGUGGACACAGAGGGGAGGUGGGUGGAGACAGGGGAGGUGGGCGGAUACAGAGUCACCUCAGAGGGGCCUUCAAGCAAAACCUUGCAACACAGCACACACGAAGCCACGGGCCGUCGGACUCUAGCGAGGGCGCUAAGUCACGGGCUGUUCGAUGCAAGCAGGGCCAUAGCCCCGCCUGCCCUGCAACGGGGAAUGGACAGCAGUUGCCCGGGCCGUUCCUUCACGACGGGCCCUCUUUUCAACAGGCCCGACGAUCCAGGCCACCCGCGGUCCUACCGGGCCGAUGGCUCGGAUCAUCCCACGAUCUUAAGACUUUAAGAUCG